Molecule: messenger RNA, 5249 nt
Organism: Alexandromys fortis (reed vole)
Lineage: Eukaryota; Metazoa; Chordata; Mammalia; Rodentia; Cricetidae
Gene: Tlcd5
Product: TLC domain containing 5
Exons: 3
Coding region: 1771-2613 (280 amino acids)
Cellular component (GO): membrane
Source: RefSeq, a predicted model, not a curated record
UGGGCGCCCGGGCGCCCAAGGCUUCCCGGUGCGCUCGGCCAGGUUUCUGAUGGACGCCUACUGUUUUCUUUAAUGGAAACCUGAUUUCUCAUGAAAGCUGGGCAAAACUUGCCCUUUGCCCAAGCCCUCUCUGGAUAGCAUUCCUGGGAGUGGCCCGUGUGUUGAGGAGUGUUGGUCAGCAUUUGUCAGAAAAGGGUGAGUGGUUAAGUCAUGCAGAGAAUUCCUGCAGAGAUGAGAGGUGUAGCUGGUAGCUGACGUGUUUGGGAUUUCUUCAUUUGUACUUUUAAUAGAGGGGCUAAUGUAUAUUAACAAGGACAUCUUAGUCCUUUUUAGAGUCUACUUUUUUUUAUACGACUAAUGUUAGUGAUGACUAUUCUUGUUUAAAUGUAUCAGCAAAAAUUAAAAAAUGUAAGUUUUCUGAUUUUACCAUCUCUAUCUAUCUAUCUAUCUACCUAUCUAUCUAUCUAUCUAUCUAUCAUCUAUCCAUCCGUCCAUCCCUGUGUCCUUCAUCUAUCAUUUUGAGACAAGGUCUGUGUAGCCCUAGCAGGCCUGGAACUCACUGUGUUGAUGAGUCUGAACUCCUACUCUAGGUGAUCCUCCUGUCUCUGCUGCCCCAGUGCUCGGAAUAUAGGCCCUUAGCAGCUACGUUGCUUUGCUUUUAACUGAAUAAUUGCCUUAAGGAUAUUUUUGUAUCUCAAUAUUUAUUUAAAGAUCCUUUUGCUUCCUUGUUGAUGAAUGAUAGAGUUGGGAUGUCUUCCAAGAGGUCUGGAGUCUUUGUUUGGCUCUCGAUUUACAUUUGCCUCAAGUUUUGAUCUUGUCUGAUAAACCUAUGACCCAAAUCCAGACCUCAGUCAAAUUUAGUUUCAGCUUAACCACAUUAAGAUGCCUGGUAUCAUGUGACUUCUAGCAGAAACCAAAGUGGUAUUUUAUUUGUUUUAUUAUUUUUUUAUGAGAGCACUGCCACUGUGUGCAGCAGUGCACAUGCGAGCACACACCACACACACACACACACACACACACACACACACACACACACGAACUCUGGUGGUAGUCCUCUGUCCCUGAUGACCUUGUUUUUUGAGAUAGGGUUUCUCCACAGGAAUUCAUCUUCUCCAUCUCUCAACAAUGAGAUUACUAGCAUGCAUUGCCACGCUUGGCUUUUUUUUUUUUUACAUGGGUCUGAGAUUCAGGUUCUUAUGUUUACCACCAACUGAACUGUCUUCGCUCCCUUCUCUUUUUGUGUCUGGUAUUGGGAAUUGAACCCAAGGCUUCACACAUGAAAGUCAAGUGCUCUGUCACUGAGCUAUACCCCCUAGUCCUUUCUCGUGCUGUUUUGAGGCAUGGCUUCUGUAAAUAGCCCAGGCUAGACUUGAAACCUGCUCUGUAGACCGAGCUGACUUUCAACUUGACAUCCUCCUAACUCAGCCUCCCGAGUAGCUGAGAUUACAGGCACACACCACUCUACCUGGGUAGUGCUGGCAUUUGUGAAGUGUGACUGUAUUAUCAGGUGCAGGUGCUUUGUCACCUGUGUAUCACAAUCCAAAGUCAGGGGUCUCUGAAAGGUCCUUAUUGACACAUUGGGUUGUUAGUUAUGUGUGCAGUUAGUUUAGUAAUCCAGAGGGCUGUUGCUGGCUUCCAGGACACAGCUUUUAUCAAGUGCUUGACACAGUAUCUCAAGGGGACUUGCAGUCAUAAAUACAGCAGCCACAUUUAUGUACAAGAGGCUUGGGUACAUAGACGGUAAAGAAUUUCAGAAAAGGCCGCGUUUUCAUGUUGUCUUAUAGUACCAGUUUGGGCAUAUGCACAAAAUUACCCGCUGCUGUUUCCUUAGGGUACAUCCUUUGUUUUCCUGGUUUUGGUCUCUUCUGUCAUAGGAUGGCAUUAGGUCUGUGUCUGCAGGUGCUGUGCAGCCUGGGUGGCUGGCUCUCACUCUAUACGUCUUUCUGCCGCCUGAAUAAGCACCGAAGCUAUGAGUGGAGCUGCCGGCUGGUGACCUUCACCCAUGGAGUCCUCUCUAUAGGCCUGUCUGCUUAUAUUGGCUUCAUUGAUGGCCCUUGGCCUUUUACCCACCCAGGCUCGCCGAACACAACUCUCCAAGUUCACAUUCUGUGUCUUACCUUGGGCUACUUCAUCUUCGACUUGGGCUGGUGCAUCUAUUUCCAGUCCGAGGGUGCCUUGAUGCUGGCUCACCACACACUGAGCAUCUUGGGGAUCAUCAUGGCCCUAGCACUUGGGGAGUCGGGCACAGAGGUCAACGCGGUCCUCUUUGGAAGUGAGAUCACCAACCCGUUGCUCCAGAUUCGCUGGUUUCUCCGUGAAACUGGGCACUACCACAGUUUCACUGGAGAUGUGGUGGACUUCCUCUUUGUGGCUCUGUUCACUGGUGUGAGGAUUGGUGUAGGCGCCCAUCUCCUUUUCUGUGAAGUGGUCUCACCCACACCCAAGUGGUUUGUGAAGGUUGGGGGAAUAGCAAUGUACGCUGUGUCUUGGUGCUUUAUGGUUAGCAUCUGGCGCUUUGCGUGGAAGAAAAGCAUCAAGAAGUACCAUGCGUGGCGGAGCAGGAGGAAUGAGGAGCGACAGCUAAGACAAAAUGGGCAUCUCAAGGCACACUAGCCAAGGCUUGAUCCUGGUAAAUGGACUGGGUUGACUUGGCCAUGGGACUAGAGUCAGAAACAGAACUGAGCUUAUAGUGCUUAAGAACUGAGCUUGUAGGGUACUAGGUUUUGAAAAAGGGCUACAUGUAUUCAUCGCUUUAGUCGGUUCUCAGGCUAAUCAUAUGCAGUGUUGAGACACUCACUCCUACAGUGGCACUUGCACAUCCUCACGGGUGACUGACAGGUGGCAUUGUAUAGUGUGGACCGUUGCCACUUGUUUUGGGGCUCCCAUGUUCACGGGAGGCCUGAUUGAUAUUCAGACAGCUUUGAAAAGAACUUGAAUGAAAUCAGUGCUGUCUGUCUCUUAUUCCUUUGGAAAUGACUCCUGAGUUCCACGAGACAGUUUCACUAUGUUUGGCCCAUGCGCUAUAAAUGGAGGGACUCACAGGAAGGGACGUGCGUUUGACAUUCAGGCAUCUGUGAGUGUGAUCUGUUAUGUAAAGAGAGACAGAAGGAUGGGAGUGAAAUUAGCAAUGGCAGACACUUCCCACCGAGCCUCCCUGCACUGACUGUGUCAGAGGUCCCCAAGGACACCCUUGGGUUCCAUGAUUCAUCAAGAAGACUCAGGGCUUAGCACAGAGUCUCACAGCUUUGACUUAUGAUAAUGAAAGGAUACAGGGAAGACUCAGCAAAGGGAAAAGGAACCUUUGUCAGAGCCUGUGGGAUCUAAGUAUGAGUUUCUAAAGUCUCCUAUUUGGAUAUACAGGAGUGAUUCAUGUCAACACACAUGAAAAUCAUCAAAGACUUGGUACCCAGAGCUUUUACUGGCAAUAGGUCACGGAGGAACCUUCCUAGCACAAGGCAAAAUUCAAGAUUCCCCACAGCAGGCAUUUAACAUAAGCCAUAUUGCUUCAGAAACAGUUUAGGAGCAGUGAGCCAGUCUUAACAGUUUCUGGUGGGAGCCCACUCUAAGUUGAAGUUCCUAGGUGCCAGCCAAGGGCCAGCAUUGCAAGCAGGCCUUUUCAAGGAUAGCAGUUCAGGCUUGCUAUGUUAACUCUUGUGUGUGCAAAAAACUGUAGAGCUAAUGCUUUGGAUGCAAGAUGAAUGAAGUGUGGGUAGAUUUAGAUUUACUUAGUCCUGUUGUACGGGUUCUGCCCUACCAGGAAAAGUAUGCCAGUUCUCAGGGCUUUUGAGAAUUAAUCUGCUAGGCAUGAGAGGCCAUGGCUAAAUUCCAUGGGGAUUUACCAUGCAGAUUCCACUGUACUUGAGAUGGAGUUCAGGUUUCAGCUCCUGGUAUAUACUGCAAACUAGAACCAAAGAUUUCAGUGUACGUAUUGGCCUCAGAGUGAUGAGGUUCCUUCUUUCCUUCCUUCCUUCCUUCCUUCCUUCCUUCCUUCCUUCCUUCCUUCCUUCCUUCCUUCCUUCUUCCUUUUUCCUCUUUCUUUCCCUUCCUUCCUCCUUUUUCUUUGUUGCCGAUACAUUCCCUUUUAAUCACUUUUUCUCCCUCUCCUGAGAUAUGGUCUUGCUUGCAUAGCUCAGGCUAGCAUUGAACUCUAUCCUUUCUUUUUAAGUCUCAGUGCUAGGAUUACUCUCUUGUGCCACCAUUUCUGGCUCUAAUGUAGGGCUUUAAUGAAAAAAAAAAGUAUUAUUUGUUUAUUUGGUAUUUUUACCGUUAUUUAGAUCAAUGGUGAUUGGCUAAUUCAGUUGGUCAGCCAGGAAAAGGUGCUACUGAAGCAAGGCUGUAAAGGUCAGCAAGUAGUGUCCCUUCAUUCUAUAGUCACUGGUGACACUGACCCAGUGAGUGACCUUGUGAUCGAUGGUAUUGGCCACAGAAACUAGUCGUGGGGGAGAGGCUGGAAAUGUGUAGACGGUCUUGCAAAUGGAAAGGCACUUUAACCGUGGACCUUUAAGGUGGCUGUUAUAUAGAUGAAGAGGUGGCUUUUAGCUCUUGGACUUUCCUUUUUGUUUUUUGGAAAGACAACACCAUGCCCUCCCCCCCCCCCCCCCCCCCCCCCCGCCUUUUUUUGUGAUUUGUGUCCCAGAUAUGCCCGUGUGUUCCUUUCCAGCAAAACUGUGGGCAGAAUUGGAAACUGGGGAGUGCUGAUUUCAGCAAAAGUGUCGUCAAAAAGAGUGGCUUGGCACACGAGUGGAAAGGAAAAACAAAACAAAACUGGCUUUUUAUUUUGGCACCGUGCAACCUGCUCCAGACCAGACAAGUGAGCAGGCUUAAUCUAAUACUGGCUUUUUUCCCUCUUACACCUCAGAAGUAAAGAUUGUAGAUCUUUCUGUUUGAGGCAAACUCCAGGGAAUGUCUGCAGGUUUUAUAUUUAUUUUUUGAUAACAAGACACCUGAACAAGUGAUGGGGGGUGGGGGAGGAAUUCCUCAUCUCAGCUUUUCUUGAUGUUCUAACUAGUAACUAUGAAGACAGCUCUCUCAGAGAACAAUGUGAAGAUGACUCAGCAGUUAAGAGGUCGCCUGUUUUUUACAACCCAGGUAAAUGAAGGGCACGUUGGCCUGUUAUGUGUCCCCAGACAAAAGGAAAUACUUGCAUUUGAAUUACUGUGCAGUCAAAACUGAUAUGCUCAAGAAGGAUUUAUAUUUCAAUACAAUUUGUACUACAUUUUAUAAAAAAAUAAAGUAACUUUUUUAUAAAC